This is a messenger RNA of Scleropages formosus (Asian bonytongue), 2229 nucleotides long. It is a transcript of the gene kcnj12a, whose product is annotated as potassium inwardly rectifying channel subfamily J member 12a. The record is from RefSeq and is a predicted model, not a curated record. The transcript is spliced from 2 exons. Gene Ontology annotation, biological process: potassium ion import across plasma membrane; regulation of monoatomic ion transmembrane transport. Bases 126 to 1421 code for a protein of 431 amino acids. Gene Ontology annotation, molecular function: inward rectifier potassium channel activity. NCBI's taxonomy places the organism in Eukaryota, Metazoa, Chordata, Actinopteri, Osteoglossiformes, Osteoglossidae. Gene Ontology annotation, cellular component: plasma membrane.
UAAGAGCAUCGGUUCACCAGUAACCUGUGGAUAUAACUGCAACUGCACUUUGUUCGCUUACGAAUGGUUUUGCUGGCUGUCUUUGGGAAUACAAGACUACGCUAUUUUCUGGACUCCAGGGAGGCAUGAGUGUGGGAAGGAUCAAACGCUACAGCAUCGUAUCUUCAGAGGAAGAGGGACUGCGUCUUACCACCAUGCCUGGGGUAAACGGCUUCGGCAACGGAAAAAUCCACACUCGGCGAAAGUGCCGCAACCGCUUUGUCAAGAAGAACGGUCAGUGCAAUGUCCAGUUUGCCAACAUGGAUGACAAAUCUCAGCGGUACAUGGCUGACAUUUUCACCACCUGCGUGGACAUCCGCUGGCGGUACAUGCUCCUCCUCUUCUGCCUGGUGUUUGUGAUCUCCUGGCUAGCAUUCGGGUUAGUCUUCUGGGUGAUUGCCCUGGUGCACGGGGACCUGGACAACCCUACUGGUGAUGAGAAUUUUACACCGUGUGUUCUGCAGGUCAAUGGAUUUAUUGCAGCCUUCCUCUUCUCCAUCGAGACCCAGACCACUAUUGGCUACGGCUUCCGAUGUGUAACAGAGGAAUGCCCCAUUGCUGUCUUCAUGGUGGUGUUCCAAUCCAUCGUGGGGUGCAUAAUUGACUCGUUCAUGAUUGGUGCAAUCAUGGCAAAAAUGGCCCGGCCCAAGAAAAGAGCCCAGACUCUGCUGUUCAGCCACAAUGCUGUAAUCGCCAUGAGAGAUGGGAAGCUAUGCUUGAUGUGGCGAGUCGGGAACCUCAGAAAGAGUCAUAUUGUGGAGGCACAUGUCAGGGCACAGCUGAUCAAGCCUCGGGUCACAGAGGAGGGGGAAUACAUACCUCUAGACCAAAUAGAUAUCAAUGUUGGCUUUGACAAAGGUCUUGAUCGAAUUUUUCUGGUUUCCCCCAUCACGAUCCUUCACGAAAUUGACGAAGAGAGCCCACUGUUUGGAAUCAGCAAACAGGACUUGGAAACAGCUGAUUUUGAGAUUGUGGUGAUCCUUGAAGGUAUGGUGGAGGCAACAGCGAUGACCACACAGGCACGCAGCUCAUACCUGGCCACAGAGAUCCUGUGGGGCCAUAGAUUCGAACCUGUUCUCUUUGAGGAGAAAAACCAGUACAAAGUAGACUACUCUCACUUUCAUAACACCUACGAGGUGCCGUCAACCCCUCGCUGCAGUGCCAAGGACAUGGUUGAGAAUAAGUUUCUGGUUCCAAGCACCAACUCAUUCUGCUAUGAGAACGAGCUUGCCUUCAUGAGCAGGGAUGAGGAAGAUGAGGAAGACAGUGACAGGGUACUCGAUGACCUGAGUCCAGAUGUCAACAGUCGACAGGAAUUUGAGAGACUACAAGCCUCUAUAGGAAUGGAUCAAAGGUCAUACCGAAGGGAAUCGGAGAUUUGACCUCCGUCUUCUGACUUGGAAUCGGCUUUUAACUAUAUUUCCUCAAAAAGUUUUGUUUUUGUUUUUCCUGAAUAAAUGCAGAACAAUGCAAGUGCCAUAGGAAAACUUAACUACUGUAAUAGCAAAGACAAAAGACAAGAGCUGUCUGGGAUGAGCUUGAAAAUUCUUUAGAAGCGAAAGAAAUGAAUGAGAGGAGAGCAGUGAGGGGAAGAACGGCUUAAAGAAUCGCCAGAGGACACUGAAGUCCCACGGGCCGCAAGCAGACCGCGCAGACGCAUCUGGGUCGAGCUGGAAGAAAUCUUAGGGGGGAUGAUGACCUGCAUCCGAAGAACCGGUCUCUGCGAAGGAACCGUAGUGAUGCACCCUAUGCGUUUAUUAAUCUUUCUCCGCAUCCUGUAUUCUGGGCCGAGACAAACGCUUCUCACCUUGACUUUUAAGAAAUAUUUAAAAAGCACACAGUGUUCUGCGUUUACAGUACUUCAAUGCGUUUAGGAAACAAGGACAAAAAAACGCUCUUCCCCACCUCUGAUGAAACCCCGAGAGCAGAGCGCAUCCAUUCAACACAUUUUUUAUGGGCUGGCAUCGACUAGGGGGGACCACAGACCCGUCGGGGGUUUUUGGAUGGAAUUGGGCGAGUCGGCAAAAUCCACGAUUACACUGAAUACAACAUGAUGAAUAAAGAUUAAAUAUAAAAAUAUUACUGCGCUAUCACUAUCUAUGACAAUUCGAUGUCAAAGUAAGCAAGGUAGAGUGAAAUAAAUUCAGUGCAAUAUUUUUUCACAGUUUAUUUAGGGACAUUUUGCUGGGG